Molecule: messenger RNA, 1103 nt
Organism: Cuscuta campestris
Lineage: Eukaryota; Viridiplantae; Streptophyta; Magnoliopsida; Solanales; Convolvulaceae
Source: the annotation of a GenBank genome assembly
UUUCAAAAUCAAUCUAUUGCUAAUAAAUUUAUAUGAAAAUUCAAAUUUUUUUCCCGGAAAACAGAGCUGCCUAUGGCGUCCACUCCAGUCGAGUGCAGUGAAUACAAGCGCCUGACGAAGAAGAAGAUGGGCAGGCCUUCCCCGGGCGGGAGGUUUUCCGGGCAAAGGCCGGCGUCUGGGUUGCCCAGAGUUUUGCGGAUAUCGGUCACUGACGGGGACGCCACCGAUUCCUCCGGCGACGAAGGGGCUGGGCGGCAGAGAGUGAAGAAGUACGUGACUGAGGUCACGUUUGAUGCGUGGGGACUAGAUGACGGUACCAGGGUUUUCGGGAACGCGGCGGCGAAGCGGCGGAGGAAGGGAAAGGCGGCGCCUCCGCCGCGGAAGGCUGAAAAUGGGAGGAAGUUCAGAGGCGUGCGGCAGAGGCCGUGGGGGAAAUGGGCGGCAGAGAUCAGAGAUCCGUUGAGCCGCCGACGGGUAUGGUUGGGGACGUUCAACACCGCCGAAGAAGCCGCGGUGGUUUACGACUACGCCGCCAUUCAGCUGCGUGGGCCCAACGCGGCGACCAAUUUCACCUCCCCGGCGGAUUCCGGCUAUAACACCGGCGAGGAGUCGCACAACACCCAGCGAUGCUCUCCCAAAUCGGUCUUGUUCUUCAACGAAGGCGCCGAUUCGCUCCUCCUCCGCGAAGCAGACGCCGUCAAACUGAGCCGCGCUUUCCCCGGCGAAACAUCGGAGGUUUUCCCGGAGGACGACUCGUUCGGGUUGGGAAACCCGGCGCCCAUACCCGACCUGUUUGAUGUGACGGGUUGGUCAGACAAAAUCUUUGAAGAAGAAUGUCCUGACAUGUUCGUCGGGUCAAGUCACAAGCUCGGGUUCGGGUCAUCCACGUGGCAGGCGGACGAUUAUGGGGUUUUGUUCGGGUCGGAUCCACGAUUUUGAAAUUUGAAUCGACCAUAGCGAAGUUUGCUCCCCUGUACGUAAGAUGGGAGAAAAAGACCGGGCUAGUUCUUUUUAAAAGAACCGCGUUACGUAGGACAAAAUUUGUUUGACUUUUUUCAAGAUCGGUCGGAUUAAUCGGGUUCUCAUAAAAAGUAGUGGCUUUU